AUGAAUUACAUACAACCGACUUCAUUUCAUGUACCAGUGCAUAAAUCUAUUGACGAUCCUUGGAUUGGAUUACUUGUCUUAUGCAUUGUUAUUUUCGUUUCAUCGAUUAUUUCUAUUAUUAUUUUAUGUCUGCAAUGGCGUCGUUAUCAACAAAGUAAACAAAUUAAUAAUGAAAAUUAUAUUCUAAGUAAUAAAUCAACAACUGGUAAAAGACAAAUACCGGUACAAAUUGAAGAUCAACAACCAAAACCUUAUGAAACACAAAGAAUGGAAGUAUUUGUUCCACCAAAUGGUGAAGAAAGAAUUCAUGCACGUUUUCCACCUCAUGAUGGUAUUCCACAAGUUCAUAAAUUUUAUGAAAGAUCAACAAAAGCUUACUUCUAA
Molecule: messenger RNA, 384 nt
Organism: Rotaria sordida
Lineage: Eukaryota; Metazoa; Rotifera; Eurotatoria; Philodinida; Philodinidae
Source: the annotation of a GenBank genome assembly